AUGGAACAGGACGACGAGAUAAAAUCCGGUUGUUUAUUAUUUCCACCAGCCGGAGGGAAUAUGUUCAGUAAAUUUCCAAAAAAGAAAAACUGGCAACAAAAGUACUGUAUACUCUUCGAUGCUAGUAAGCAAGGCAUAGAGAGGUUGGAAAUAUAUGAUAAUAAGGAUGAUGUUACAACGGGAUCAAUUCCUAAGAUUAUAACUCUUGAAAAUUGUAUCAAAAUAACACAUUCUAGUCCAAAUACUAUUACUAUUUUAACUAAGUCAAUAACACAGCAAGUUAGCACUCAAUCUGAAACAGAAACCUUAGAAUGGGUGACUGCACUUCAGUCAGUUGCAUUUAAAAGUACAGAUUCCAUUCCGAUUAGCUGUGAUGAAGAUAAUGAUUUAUAUUGUUCAUCUGGAGAAGGAGUUUUCUCAGUAAAAAUGUGCUCUUCCGAAGCAUCAACACGCUGUGGAUUGGAGCCUAUUAGGUAUCUCUUGCUACUCACAUCAACCUCCAUUGAUUUAAGGGAUUUGAAUGACAAUAAAUUGUAUGCCACCUGGCCAUACAGGUAUAUCAGACGGUAUGGUUAUAGACAAGGAAAGUUUACUUUUGAGGCAGGAAGAAAAUGUGACACUGGUGAAGGUAUAUUUCAUUUAGAACAUCCAAAUCAAUCAGAAAUAUUUAAAUGCUUAUCACUUAAGAUGAAAACAAUGAAACAAUCUAUUGGUAAUGAUAAUAUGCAUAGUCCUGAACACUCAGAAUUCAACAUACAGCCAAAUGCAAAUCUGUUUCCCGGGUCCAGGAGUCCAUUAGUCGCAGCAAGGCCUGACGAUUUGAAUCUCAGUUCUUUAUCAUUUAAAACUACUUCUGUUUCGAGUCAUCAAACUUUGGCCUCUGAGAGAGACACUGCUCCUUUACUCAUGCCAAAACCAGCCUUAAAACCUAAGCCACAAAAGCCUCCUCGCAAAGUCAUUAAUAUUCCCAAACCAAUGAACAAAGAUCCCCAAUCAUCAACAGAUGAGAGUAUGGACUUUGGAAGAUACAAAAAACUUGAAAACUAUGAGCCAAUUGAUCAAAGUAAAAGUCAAAGUACCCCAUCAGUGCCAUACGAUAAAAUAGAAGUGAGGAGUGAAGCAUGGAAAACUUUAGGGAUAGAUGAUCCUGAUCAUACAGAAUUUACUCCAAAUUUGGCUGAUAGUCCUAAUUGUAUGAAACUUAUAUCAAGAUCACAAGAUAAUUUAAACAGUACAGGACCAGAAUCUUCAAGAAUUAUUCUUUUACCUCUCAGUCCUGAAGAUGAAAACUAUGACAGGUUGCAGUACUUUGGUUCUACAAGCAAAUUAAAUAAGUCCUCUAGAUAUAAAAAAGUAGAGGCACGACCUACUACAUUGGCUCUUAGUGAGGCAAAAAAUAAAGACACUUGGAAUGAUUAUGAUGAAGUUGAAAAUGUUAUGCAGACAGCGAGAUUGGCAGAUGAUUCUCAUUUAGGAUAUGGUAUGAUACGAAAACCAAACACUCCUGGACCUCAAGUACCAACUGCGGCGCAAGCUCAAGCAUUACAAAAUCAGGUUGGUUUGGAGGAAAUCAACCACAAUAAUUGUAAUGGAACAGAUUAUGCAAUUGUAAGCCGUCCAAAAAGAGUAUAA
Molecule: messenger RNA, 1632 nt
Organism: Parnassius mnemosyne (clouded apollo)
Lineage: Eukaryota; Metazoa; Arthropoda; Insecta; Lepidoptera; Papilionidae
Source: the annotation of a GenBank genome assembly